AUGAUAUCCAAGGAAGUUUCCUACCUAUUUGGAGUUAGUAAUAGAGUUCUUGGUAACCCCCGAAAUGGUAGGAAUAUUCUCUUUGUAGGGUAUAUUGUCUUAGAUGAAUUAAAGAAUAAGGAUACUAUUAGUAUCUUUGGUGGAUCGUAUAUAAAACUAAAGUAUUUAUACUUCUGCUUCAUUGUUGCGUACCUGAAUGUAAAGAGCCGAGGCGCCGGUAACGCCGUUGCGAAAAAGGUUGAAGCCACGCGAUUUUGGCCCUCCGCCGGCGAGUACCUUAACCGGUCAAUACUGGUCACAUUAGCCCGUUAUAAGACGUUUGACUCCGGCGAUACCUCUACUCGUGACGCUGACGCUGGAACUGUGCUUGGAGCUGAUGUCCGUGACGCAAUUCUUGCCAUGAAGAGUCUCUAG
Messenger RNA from Penicillium psychrosexuale, 414 nucleotides. RefSeq lists its product as uncharacterized. The coding region runs from base 1 to 414 and encodes 137 amino acids. NCBI's taxonomy places the organism in Eukaryota, Fungi, Ascomycota, Eurotiomycetes, Eurotiales, Aspergillaceae. The transcript is spliced from 4 exons. The record is from RefSeq and is a predicted model, not a curated record.